AUGCCCGGUGUUCGCGACGUCUCGUACGUGUCAAGCAGGACCGCAUCAACGACAAGGACGCCGACGAUCCCCAACCCGUUCCAAGCUGCCGAGGAGUUCAUCAAGGCCUACUCCAGCCACCUCAAGCGCUCGGGCAAGCUCGAGAUCCCCACCUGGGUUGACAUUGUCAAGACCGGUGCCCAGAAGGAGCUUGCUCCUUACGACCCCGACUGGUACUACGUCCGUGCCGCCUCGGUCGCCCGCCACAUCUACCUCCGCAAGCACGUCGGUGUCGGUGCCCUCGCCAAGCUCCACGGCACCAAGCACCGCCGCGGUGUCCGCCCCGGCCACCACCGUGACUCGGCCACCGGUGUCGAGCGCUCGGUUGUCCAGGCCCUCGAGAAGAUUGGUGUCCUUGAGGCCCACCCCGACGGUGGCCGCAAGAUCUCGCAGGACGGCAUGCGUGACCUUGACCGUAUCGCCACCGCCGUCCUCGAGGCCCAGCGCGAGGAGGAGGAGGAGGAGUCCGAGGAGGAGUCUGAGGAGGAGGAGGACGAGGAGGAGGAGGCUGAGGACGACGAGUAAGCCCCUCUCCACAUGAUAGCGGGUACUUUGUCAUGAGAUUCCACCUACAUUGCACUGGGAUGUUGGGCUGUUGAGGGGUGUUGCGUUGAGGUUUACAGGGGCGACUAACUGGGCAAACGGUGAGGAGGGGACUGCUGGAACAUGGGGC
Molecule: messenger RNA, 712 nt
Organism: Vanrija pseudolonga
Lineage: Eukaryota; Fungi; Basidiomycota; Tremellomycetes; Trichosporonales; Trichosporonaceae
Product: 40S ribosomal protein S19-B
Exons: 3
Coding region: 1-564 (187 amino acids)
Biological process (GO): translation; ribosomal small subunit assembly
Cellular component (GO): ribosome; cytosolic small ribosomal subunit
Molecular function (GO): structural constituent of ribosome; RNA binding
Source: RefSeq, a predicted model, not a curated record